GAAGUAUGAAUAGGAAAGACAGCAAGAGGAAAUCCCACCAGGAAUGCUCGGGGAAGGCAGGAGGCCGGGGCCGGCCCCGCCAGGCCCCUCGCCGCCACAAGACCUGCCCCAGUCCCCGGGAGAUCAGCAAGGUCAUGGCCUCCAUGAAUCUGGGCAUGCUGGGCGAGGGCAGCUACAGCGAAGAUGAGCUGCUGGAGAAAUGCAUCCAGUCCUUCGACUCCAGUGGCAGCCUKCGCCGUGGGGACCACGUUCUCAACAUGGUGCUGGCCAUGCACAGCUGGGUGCUGCCUUCUGCUGAACUUGCUGCCCGGCUGCUGGCUUUAUAUCCUCCUACCAGGAGGCUGCAGAGGACACCYGGGAGCUGAGGCAGUUGCAGAUCUGUCACUUGGUCAGGUACUGGAUGGCCCAACACCCAGAGGCCAUGCGCCAGGAGCCCCAGCUAGAAGAGGUCAUAGGUCGUUUCUGGGCCGCGGUGGCCCAGGAGGGCAACUCAGCCCAGAGGAGCCUGGGAGAUGCUUCCCACUUCCUGAGCCCUGGUGGCCCUGGGCCCCCACCUCUCACGAGCAGCCCAGGCCUGGGCAAAAAAUGCAAAGUGUCCUUGCUUUUCGAUCACCUGGAGUCGGAGGAGUUGGCCCAGCACCUCACGUACCUGGAGUUCCGGUCCUUCCAGGCCAUCACGCCCCAGGACCUGCGGGGCUACGUUUUGCAGGGCUCCGUGAGGGGCUGCCCAGCCCUGGAGGGUUCCGUGGGCCUCAGCAACAGCGUGUCCCGCUGGGUGCAGGUCAUGGUGCUGAGCCGCCCUGGAGCUGCUCAGCGUGCGCAGGUGCUGGACAAGUUCAUUCAUGUGGCACAGAGACUCCGCCAGCUACAAAAUUUCAACACACUGAUGGCGGUCACAGGGGGUCUGUGUCAUAGUGCCAUCUCCAGACUCAAGGACUCCCAGGCCCACCUGAGCCCUGACAGCACCAAGGCCCUGCUGGAGCUGACAGAGCUUCUCGGCUCCCACAACAACUACGCCCGCUACCGCCGCACCUGGGCUGGCUGCAGCGGCUUCCGGCUGCCUGUUCUGGGUGUGCACCUCAAGGACCUGGUGUCCCUGCACGAGGCACAUCCUGACCGGUUACCAGAUGGCCGCCUGCAUCUGCCCAAGUUGAACAGCCUCUACCUGCGGCUGCAGGAGUUGGCAGCCCUCCAGGGACAGCAUCCCCCCUGCAGCGCCAACGAGGACCUGCUGCAUCUGCUCACCCUCUCCCUGGAUCUCUUCUACACGGAGGACGAGAUCUACGAGCUGUCCUACGCCCGGGAGCCCCGCUGUCCCAAGAGCCUGCCGCCCUCUCCCUUCAAAGCACCUGUGGUGGUCGAGUGGACCACUGGUGUGACACCCAAGCCCGACAGGGUCACCCUGGGUCGACACGUGGAACAGCUGGUGGAGUCCGUGUUCAAGAACUACGACCCUGAAGGCCGCGGCACCAUCUCGCAGGAGGACUUUGAACGGCUGUCGGGCAACUUCCCCUUCGCCUGCCACGGGCUGCACCCGACCCCCCGCCAGGGGCGUGGCUCCUUCAGCAGAGAGGAGCUGACGGGGUACCUGCUGCACGCCAGCGCCAUCUGCUCCAAGCUGGGCCUGGCCUUCCUGCACACCUUCCACGAGGUCACCCUGCGCAAGCCCACCUUCUGUGACAACUGCAGCGGCUUUCUCUGGGGUGUCACCAAGCAAGGCUACCGCUGCCGGGACUGUGGCCUCUGCUGCCACAAACACUGCAGGGACCAAGUGAAGGUGGAAUGUAAGAAAAGACCAGGGCCCAAGGGUGACGCGGGACCCCCAGGAGCCCCUGUCCCACCCACACCACCUCCUCAUGCCAGCUCUGACGCUGAGGAGAGUCUGUCCUACACACUCUCCCUGGAACCUGAGACUGGGUACCACCUUUGCCAUGCUUGGACCCAGACAGAGUCCCCACACCCUUCCUGGGAACCAGAGACGGUCUCCUCUCCAGAGCCGGUCCCACCACCCACCUCCUCCUCCAAGCCAGAUUCCUAGACAUCAUCUUGGGCUUGUCUCUCCCUCACAGCCCCCACCCCAGGACCCCCAGACAUCCCCUUCCCCACACCCACAGGGCCUUUGAUGACGCAUCCAUCAUCACUUGACCUCCCAGAAAAGUUCUGUUCUUCCAUCGUGUGGCAGGAGCUAUUAAUCCCACUCCAUUUCCCACACGUAGCAUGUGCCGCUCAGUGUUGGGCGCAUGUAGACCGAGGCUCACCGUCGCCCAAAUCUCCACUCACCAGGUUAGGAGGGAGGCUGGCGAGGUCAGGCUGCUGGCCAAGGGGGCAG
Molecule: messenger RNA, 2329 nt
Organism: Urocitellus parryii (Arctic ground squirrel)
Lineage: Eukaryota; Metazoa; Chordata; Mammalia; Rodentia; Sciuridae
Source: RefSeq, a predicted model, not a curated record